Molecule: messenger RNA, 4466 nt
Organism: Heterocephalus glaber (naked mole-rat)
Lineage: Eukaryota; Metazoa; Chordata; Mammalia; Rodentia; Bathyergidae
Gene: C2cd5
Product: C2 calcium dependent domain containing 5
Biological process (GO): intracellular protein transmembrane transport; positive regulation of protein targeting to membrane; positive regulation of D-glucose transmembrane transport
Cellular component (GO): plasma membrane
Molecular function (GO): calcium-dependent phospholipid binding; calcium ion binding
Source: RefSeq, a predicted model, not a curated record
CGGGAGGGCUGACACAUGUAAAUGCAGGCGAGGCUCAAAGGGAUGCUGGCUGGAUUUUGCUUCUCUUUCCAUCACUGUGGGGCCGGGUAGCGGAAUCCACCGGGGCCCCUCCUCUGGCUGCCUUUCCGGAAUGAGGCCUCGGUGCCCGCGAGGGACUAUCCCCUCCUUCCCACCGAGCUCAAGGAGAGAACGUAGCCGAGACGAUGCCCGGGAAGCUGAAGGUGAAAAUCGUGGCCGGACGCCAUUUGCCUGUGAUGGACCGUGCUAGUGACCUGACUGAUGCCUUUGUGGAGGUAAAAUUUGGUAAUACUACCUUUAAAACAGAUGUGUACCUCAAGUCACUCAACCCUCAGUGGAACUCAGAAUGGUUUAAAUUUGAGGUGGAUGAUGAAGAUCUGCAAGAUGAACCUCUGCAGAUCACAGUUCUUGACCACGAUACUUACAGUGCAAAUGAUGCCAUUGGUAAAGUGUACAUUGAUAUCGAUCCUCUACUGUAUAGUGAAGCUGCUACAGUCAUCUCAGGAUGGUUUCCAAUUUAUGACACCAUACAUGGUAUCCGUGGAGAAAUCAAUGUGAUUGUCAAAGUAGACCUCUUCAAUGAUUUAAAUAGAUUUAGACAGUCAUCGUGUGGAGUCAAAUUCUUUUGCACAACAUCUAUACCAAAGUGCUACCGAGCUGUAAUAAUUCAUGGAUUUGUAGAAGAACUGGUGGUCAAUGAAGACCCAGAGUAUCAAUGGAUUGAUAGAAUUCGCACACCAAGGGCAUCAAAUGAGGCCAGACAGAGACUCAUUUCUUUAAUGUCAGGUGAACUGCAGAGGAAGAUUGGCCUGAAAGUACUUGAAAUGAGAGGAAAUGCAGUUGUCGGGUACUUACAGUGUUUUGAUCUGGAGGGAGAGUCUGGGUUAGUGGUACGAGCCAUAGGAACAGCGUGUACUCUGGAUAAAUUAAGUAGCCCAGCAGCAUUCCUUCCUGCAUGUAAUUCCCCAUCCAAAGAAAUGAAGGAGAUUCCCUUCAAUGAAGAUCCCAACCCCAAUACUCACUCAUCAGGACCCUCAACCCCUCUGAAAAACCAAACUUAUUCCUUUUCACCUUCCAAGUCCUACAGUCGACAGUCCUCUUCUUCUGACACAGAUUUGAGUUUGACACCCAAAACUGGAAUGGGAAGUGGUAGUGCUGGAAAAGAAGGAGGGCCAUUUAAAGCUCUUUUAAGACAGCAGACUCAGUCAGCAUUGGAACAGAGGGGAGGAUCACCUCAUAGGUUCUGUAAACGGCGGGAAUUUCCAUUUUUUACUUUGACGGCAUUUCCUCCUGGAUUUCUUGUGCAUGUCGGUGGUGUUGUUAGUGCACGCUCUGUGAAGCUCUUGGAUCGCAUCCACAAUCCUGCCUUUGUCGGAAUUAUGGGUAACACAAGAUCUUACAAACUGCUAGACUGGAAUAGUUUCAAUGCAGAUGAACCAGAAACUCGGGAUGCAUGGUGGGCAGAAAUCAGACAAGAAAUAAAAUCACAUGCUAAAGCACUUGGCUGUCAUGCUGUCGUGGGCUACAGUGAAUCAACUAGCAUCUGUGAAGAGGUCUGUAUUUUAUCAGCAUCCGGCACAGCGGCAGUACUGAAUCCUCGAUUUCUGCAGGAUGGCACCGUGGAGGGCUGUUUGGAACAGAGGCUUGAAGAAAAUUUGCCUGUAGGCUGUGGAUUUUGCCAUAUACCAUAUGAUGAACUGAAUAUGCCAUUUCCAGCUCAUCUCACAUAUUGCUACAACUGUAGGAAACAAAAAGUUCCUGAUGUUCUCUUUACAACGAUAGACCUCCCCACAGAUGCAGCAGUCGUUGGAAAGGGUUGUCUUAUUCAGGCAAGGUUAUGUCGCUUAAAAAAGAAAGCACAAGCAGAAGCAAAUGCUACAGCUAUCAGUAAUCUCCUUCCUUUUAUGGAAUAUGAAGUUCAUACUCAGCUAAUGAAUAAGCUGAAACUCAAAGGGAUGAAUGCUUUGUUUGGGCUAAGAAUUCAGAUCACAGUGGGUGAAAAUAUGUUGAUGGGCUUAGCGUCUGCCACAGGUGUGUAUUUAGCAGCUUUACCAACACCUGGUGGUAUUCAGAUUGCGGGGAAGACUCCUAAUGAUGGCUCCUAUGAACAGCAUAUCUCUCAUAUGCAGAAGAAGAUAAAUGACACAAUUGCUAAGAACAAAGAGUUAUAUGAAAUCAAUCCUCCAGAGAUAUCUGAAGAGGUUAUAGGAUCACCCAUCCCAGAACCCAGACAACGUUCAAGACUUCUGAGAUCUCAGUCAGAAAGCUCUGAUGAAGUUAUAGAAUUGGAUCUUUCCCAUGGAAAAAAAGAUGCUUUUGUUUUGGAGAUUGAUGAUACUGAUGCCAUGGAAGAUGUCCAUUCUCUACUUACUGAUGUUCCUCCUCCUUCAGGCUUUUAUAGUUGUAAUACAGAAAUUAUGCCUGGUAUAAAUAACUGGACCUCAGAAAUACAGAUGUUCACGUCAGUGAGAGUAAUCAGAUUAAGCAGCCUUAACCUGACUAAUCAAGCUCUCAAUAAGAAUUUUAAUGAUCUGUGUGAAAAUUUGCUCAAGAGCCUGUAUUUUAAACUACGAUCUAUGAUUCCCUGCUGCCUUUGUCAUGUAAAUUUCACAGUAUCUCUGCCUGAAGAUGAAUUAAUUCAGGUUACAGUCACAGCAGUUGCAAUAACUUUUGACAAAAAUCAGGCUUUACAGACCAUAAAAACACAUGUUGAAAAAUCACUACAACGAGCUUCUACAGACAAUGAAGAACUUCUACAGUUUCCACUGGAACUUUGUUCAGAUUCACUUCCUCCCCAUCCUUUUCCACCAGCUAAAGAACACCUGGAGAGUGCCAGUUCUAACUCAGGUAUACCAGCUGCACAGAGAGCAACGUCAGUUGAUUACAGUUCCUUUGCAGACAGAUGCAGCAGCUGGAUAGAGCUCAUUAAACUGAAAGCUCAGACCAUAAGGCGUGGAUCAAUUAAGACAACUGUGACAGUUGAAAAAGCAAGUCCAGUGGCUGAAGGAAAUUUCCGGAAUCGUUCUGCUCCACCUUGUGCAAAUUCCACAGUUGGAGUUGUUAAGAUGACACCUCUUUCUUUCAUUCCGGGAGCAAAAAUAACUAAAUAUCUUGGGAUAAUUAACAUGUUUUUUAUUCGGGAAACCACUUCUCUUCGUGAGGAAGGGGGAGUCAGUGGUUUUCUUCAUGCUUUCAUUGCUGAAGUGUUUGCAAUGGUGCGUGCUCAUGUUGCUGCAUUAGGCGGGAAUGCUGUUGUCUCCUACAUCAUGAAGCAGUGUGUCUUCAUGGAGAAUCCAAAUAAAAACCAGGCACAGUGUCUUAUAAAUGUAAGCGGUGAUGCAGUGGUUUUUGUUCGUGAAUCUGACUUAGAAGUAAUAUCAACUCAGCAACCUACUGCCAACUGUCAGCCAUUAUGUACAGGAGGAGAAGUAACAACUUGAAGAAAAUUAGAAAGUUCUCAUUAAAUGAAAUUUAUCCAUCUCCACUGUUUUGUCAUUAAUUAUCUUCAUAGACAAAAAGAAUGAAUGUAAUUUGAGAUAAUUAAGACAGAAUUGAUAUCUUAUGAGUAGAUCUGAUUUGUCUGGAAUCCUCUGGUGGCAUGAGAAUUUCUAAUCCUGAUGUUUUGUCUAGACAGACAAGCCCAAUAGAAUCUUGCACCUUCAGUAAGUUAAGGUAAAUGUCUGAGUGAACUGUAGCAAAGAUGAAGUUAUUUGUAAUUUAUUUUGAUUUUAAUAAAGUCAUAAUUUAAAAAUGCAAUGGGAAGAUUAUCAGGAAACUAGGAUAGCUACCUUAUGUAAUUUAGAAAAACUAAGCAAGAACUUCAGAUUAUUAAUGAAUAGAUAGUUGAUACGAGAAAUGUGUAGGAAACAUGGAGAAAAGUUUUCAGAAAAUUACUUUGGGUUUCUUACUGUAUUUUAUUUUGAUGAGGAUCUGGGUAACAACUGAAAGAGGAAAGUGCUUUAGCCAUCUUCUAAAAAGAAGUCACUUGAUAAAUCCUAACUACUGUAAAAGAAAAAGUAAUUUGUCAGAACUGGUGUCCUUUCGUUGAAAAUUUUAAUAUCUCCAAGGAGGGAGGGGAAAUUAUAUAAUUUCCUAACUUGCUGCCUUUGAGUUAGUAUUUCAUCUGUCUAGAAGAGGUUAGGCUUCAACUGGGAAGAAAACAUUUGUUGUGGUGAAAAUACAAUUGAUCUUGUAGGAACAUAAAAUUAUUUUCAAAAAAUUAUAUUCCACUCAUAUCAAAUGAACAAUUUUGGUAAUAUCUUAGAGAGCUCUGAUGGUGUUAGACUGAGUUUGGCCUAUGUUUGGAAAUGUAACUUGAAGUAAAUAUGCUGCAAAAUGUUGAAUGUAUACAUAGGAAUACUUUUUUCUUGUCAAUGCCAAAUGCCCGCUAUAAAUGAAUCUUAAAUAGUACAUUCCUCCUUUGCACAAUAAAAUGUCUUCAUAAAAUU